Messenger RNA from Drosophila rhopaloa, 1339 nucleotides. Its product is annotated as extensin-1. The record is from RefSeq and is a predicted model, not a curated record. Lineage: Eukaryota; Metazoa; Arthropoda; Insecta; Diptera; Drosophilidae. Bases 58 to 756 code for a protein of 232 amino acids. The transcript is spliced from 2 exons.
UCGAAGAGAAGUGACUUAAUACGGAAAUCGAAAACGGAAGAAAGCAUUACGAGAAAAAUGAGACAAAUUUCAAAAAGUGCUUUACUAUGUGUUCUGAUGUGUCUUGGCUCACCCGCCUUGGGUAGCUUCUUCCAUGGUCCAUCGACGGUGGGCGUGCCCGUGGGAGUUCCAGUGCCAGUGCCAGUUCCGGUUCCAUCUCCAGUGGCUGUUCCUACUCCAGUAGCCGUUCCUACUCCAGUAGCUGUUCCUGCUCCUGUAGCUGUUCCCGUUUCGGAUACAGUGACUGUGCCGGCGGUUUAUAAUGUUCAUCAACCAUUUAAUACCUAUGAAACUCCACAUCAUUAUGCUUCUGCUCCCCCUCCUGCGAUCUAUAAAUAUGCUGCAACUUAUGCUGAACAUCAACCUGUCAUUAAAUAUUCCCUGGGAGCUCCAGUGACCACCACUACUACUACAUAUACAGGAUUUGCUGCACCACCGACGGCACAAUUUGCUGCACCACCGUCAGUUCAAUACGCACCAUCAGCUCACUUUGCAGCACCACCAUCAGUUCACUUUGCAGCACCACCACCAGUUCAUUUUGCACCACCACCACCUCAGUUCAUAGCCAGAUAUGCUGCCCCGCCCACCGGUUACCAGUUUGCCGCUGCUGCCCCCUCCUACGGAAGAUACAAACUCCACUUUGGGGCACCACCUCAUCAUUCUCCGGCCGCCGUGUAUGGAGCUCCCCCCUCCACAUUCAACACUCAGGGCUGGUAACUCGGGUAACAGAAACCCCAGAUGGGACCCGGCUCAUUAUGCAUAACUAUGAAUGAUAAUUUCCUCAAAUUAGCAAUUAAUUAAAUCUAAAUAAUGUUGUUAUGUUUCGUAUUAUCCGCGACUCGUAAAUUUAUGCGCAGAACGCGCAGCGUAGCGAUUAAAUUAUGCUUAUAUUAAAACAUUGGACUCCGCCAAUUUUUGUCCAAGGCGAGGCAUGACUUUGAGAGGGCCUGAACAAAGUACUACCAGAUUUGCCGCUAUUAACUACAACUUUUGACCAACUGACCUAACUCAAUGAAUAAAAGAGAGAAGGAGCAGAGCUCUCUGAUAAUUGGGUCAACAGCUUGAACUUUAAAGAGCCAUUCAGUAAAAGAUAGACAACUUAAUUACUCUACAAACAUGGGUUUUGAAUAAAUAAAUCAAGCAAGCUGAUGAUUUCCGCAUUAAACGAUUGACUAUUAUUUUAAUAGGUGUCAUAUUUUACAGUUUUCGAAAAAAUGUUUAACUAAAAAAAGUUGUGUGAUUUGAAAAAUGUGUAAUAACUUUAAGAAUUCACAGCGAUUGAAACUCGGCUUUAAAUAAC